Mesoplodon densirostris (Blainville's beaked whale) is the source of this 4673-nucleotide messenger RNA. RefSeq names its product zinc finger and SCAN domain containing 20 (gene ZSCAN20). Gene Ontology annotation, biological process: regulation of transcription by RNA polymerase II. Gene Ontology annotation, molecular function: RNA polymerase II cis-regulatory region sequence-specific DNA binding; DNA-binding transcription factor activity, RNA polymerase II-specific. NCBI's taxonomy places the organism in Eukaryota, Metazoa, Chordata, Mammalia, Artiodactyla, Ziphiidae. The coding region runs from base 129 to 3332 and encodes 1067 amino acids. The transcript is spliced from 8 exons. The record is from RefSeq and is a predicted model, not a curated record.
GGCAGAUUGUGGACUAACUUCCUGCUUACGGGAAAGGGUGUUUCUUAGCAGUCCCACCCCAUGCAAAGCAGUGGAAGAGCCUGGGGGAGCGUUUCCUCUCUCAGGAGCCCCUUGAGGACACACUACAGAUGCAGGAAGACGCUGGACAAGGACGGCCAGCUGAAAGGAGGCGUCCAGGAGAGACCAUGGCUGUAGCCCUGGAAGCCCGGGCCCAGGCCUCCCCACUACCAGAGCCUGAAGAACUCUUGAUUGUCAAGCUGGAGGAGGACUCAGGGAGACCAGACUCCCAACCCCGGGAGAAGGACCAUGACCCUGUCCCUGGCCCCGAGGCCUCCCGCCAGCGCUUCAGGCAGUUCCGGUACAGGGAUGCGGCAGGACCCCACGAGGCCUUCAGCCAGCUCUGGGCACUCUGCUGUCACUGGCUGAGGCCGGAGAUCCGCCUCAAAGAGCAGAUACUGGAGUUGCUGGUGCUGGAGCAGUUCCUGACUAUCUUACCCAGGGAGGUCCAGGCCUGGGUACAGGCACGCCACCCUGAGAGCGGCGAGGAGGCGGUGGCCCUGGUGGAGGAUUGGCACCGAGAGGCGCGGGCCGCAGGACAGCGGGAACUGGAACUGUGUGCAGAAGAGACCAGGUCCUUAAAGACAAUGAAGGAAUCUCAGAGCUUCCAGCUGUGGCCAGCAGAUCACUGGUCCGAGGGACAGUCCCAGAAGCAGUGUGUGAAGAAUCCAUAUCCUGACAUUCCCAAGCAUCUUGACACCAAGAUGACAGCACAGCCCUUGAAAGAGAGUGCUGUUCUCACUCCCCGAGUCCCUACUCUACCAAAGAUGGGGAGCAUUGGAGAUUGGGAGGUGACAGUGGAGUCCCAGGAAGCCCUGGGUCCCGGCAGACACGCUGAGAGGGAGUUCUGCAAGGACCCCCCAGGAGACAGCUGUGGGAAUGGCCUGCCCCUGGGAGUUCCAGUUUCAAAACCAACCAUCAUCUCCCAGCAAGAGCAAGGACCAGAAUUUUGGGGUCCAAGACUUGUAAAUUCUGGACAAAAGAACCCUUCAGAUUACAGCUGGGAUACUGAGCAAACAAAACCAGUUCAGGCAUUGGCCUGGAGGGAUUCCAAGGCCUGGGAAGAACGAUAUCAGUGGGACAUGGAGGAUGUGAAAGUAUCAGGUGUGCACUGGAGCUAUGAGGAGACUAAGACUUUCCUGGCAAUUUUGAGUGAGUCUCCUUUUUCUGAAAAACUCCGGACUUGUCACCAGAACCGCCAGGUGUACCGGGCCAUUGCAGAGCGGCUGAGGGCACAGGGCUUCCUGCGGACCCUGGAGCAGUGUCGCUACAGAGUCAAAAACCUCCUACGGAAUUACCGGAAAGCCAAGAGCAGCCACCCGCCGGGGACCUGCCCCUUCUAUGAGGAGCUGGAGGCCCUGGUGAGGGCUCGGACGGCCAUCAGAGCCUCAGAUGGCCCAGGAGAGGCUGUGGCUCUCCCCAGGCUGGGGGACAGUGAUGUGGAGGUGGAUGAGCAGGAGGAAGGGGGCUGGGAACCUGAGGAAACAACUGACGACUGUAAUGGUGAUGAAAGUCACCUGGCCACUGAAGAGUUCGUCCAUGGACCCAGGAUUCCAGGGGGCCCAACUCUGCUCCAGAGUCGUAUUGCAGGUGUGCACUGGGGCUACGAGGAGACCAAGGCCUUCCUGACCAUUCUCAGUGAGUCCCCAUUCUCUGAGAAGCUUCGCACUUGUCACCAGAACAGCCAGGUGUACCGGGCCAUUGCAGAGCGGCUGUGCGCACAGGGCUUCCUGCGGACCCUGGAGCAGUGUCGCUACAGAUUCAAAAACCUCCUUCGAAGCUACCGAAAAGCCAAGAGCAGCCACCCACCUGGGACCUGCCCCUUCUAUGAGGAGCUGGACUCGCUGAUGAGGGCUCGGACUGCGGUUCGAGACAUGGGGACCAGCAAGGAGGCAGUGGGUCUUCCUACUUCUGGGGAGAGUGGUACCCAGAUUGUCAACCAGGAGGCCUGGGAUGAAAUGGCAGGUGAAGAUGCCGUCAGAUCUCCAACCCCAGGUCCUAAAACCCCAGACACUGGUUUUGAGAUGAGGCAUGAGGAUGAAGACCAGAUUUCAGAGCAGGACAUUUUUGAAGAUUUGCCUGGAGGCUUAUCAAAGUGUACUGCAGAGGAUGAUUGCUACCCUCAUGAUUGGGGGGAAGACAGUGAAAAUGAAAACGAAGGUAAAGGGCAGUGGGGAAAUCCAUCCCAGGAUCAGUGGGAAGAAUGUUCUUCUGAAGAGGACUUAGAAAAACUCAUCGAUCAUCAAGGCCUGUACCUUGCAGAGAAACCCUUCAAGUGUGACACGUGCGUGAAAAGGUUCAGCCGGAAUUCGCAGUUAAUCGCCCACCAGCGGAUACACACAGGUGAGAGGCCCUACAAAUGCCUUGAAUGUGGGAAAAGCUUUAGUGACCGCUCCAACUUCAAUACCCAUCAGAGAAUCCACACUGGAGAGAAGCCCUACAAAUGCCUUGAAUGUGGGAAAAGCUUUAGUGACCACUCCAAUCUCAUCACCCACCAGAGAACGCACACGAGGGUAAAGCCCUAUAAAUGUGGGGAAUGUUGGGAAAGCUUCGCCCAGAGCUCAAACCUUCUGAAACAUCAGAGAAUCUACUUGGGAGGAAAUCCUGAUCACUGUGGUGAGCCUGGGAAAAACUCUGGCCACAGCCCAUCCUUUAGUGCUCACUGGAGGAACUCAACAGGGGAGACAUUUCCGGAACAAACUCAAAGUGCCAGUAAGAACUUGAAUUCUCCCGGAGUGCAAAGCACCAACUCAGGGGAUAAACUUUAUCAGUGUUCCGAAUGUGGAAGAAGCUUCUCCAAGAGUUCUGCCCUCAUCAGUCACCAAAGAAUCCACACGGGAGAGAAACCAUAUGGAUGUGCCGAAUGUGGGAAAAGCUUCAGUAAGAGCUCCACGCUGGCCAACCACCAGCGAACCCACACUGGGGAGAAGCCGUAUGAGUGUGCGGACUGUGGGAAAUGCUUCGGGGAGCGUUCCAAGCUCAUCACACACCAGAGGGUGCACACAGGAGAGAAGCCCUACAGAUGCCUCGAGUGUGGGAAGUUCUUCCGUGACCGUUCCAACCUCAUUACCCACCAGAGAAUCCACACAGGAGAGAAGCCUUAUAAGUGCAGAGAGUGUGGGAAAUGCUUUAACCAGAGCUCCAGUCUUAUUAUUCACCAGAGAAUCCACACUGGGGAGAAACCCUACAAGUGUACGGAGUGCGGCAAAGAUUUCAACAACAGCUCCCACUUCAGUGCCCACAGGAGAACCCAUGCAGGAGGGAAGUCAUCAUAGGAGACAAAAGAGAAAAACAUAUAUUUAAAUCUCCCAAGAUCCUAAGACGUAUGCUAGAAAGAAACUGUCCCAAUUUUUAAGAUUAGCGUGUACCUGGGGAACUUACCUUGGUACAUGAAGGCACUUUUCUUAAGUGUAAUGUGUUUUUUCUCCUGCAAAAAACCCCACACAAUCCUCAGGCUGCUCUUAUAUUUGCUGUCGUGUAAGAGCUUUAUCAGUGUUUGAGCCAGACUGGUAAAUGAGGGGAUUAGAGGUAAAUCAGUGAUCCUGAACAGUGAUUCUAGACCUUGCUGUGCCUUCACACCAUCCACAUGUACACACGCCCCAUCGGUGUACGUUGGCAAAUUCUCAUAUGUGGCCAUUUUCCAUUGGGGCGUAACCUCCUGGGAGAACUUUGAGACUCUCCAGUGAUGGGGGCAUAAUUGAGAAUCAGUGGCCUAGAGCAGGCCACCAUGAGCUUAUCAAAGGGUAGAAACAACAGUGACAUCAUUAUUACAUCAUUAUUAAUAAUAGCAAAAGUAGCCAGCAUCUAUCGAGCUCUUCAGCAGGCUCUGUGCUAAGCACUUUGUAUACAUCAUCUCAUUUACUCCUCACAGCAGCCCCAGGAGGUACUAAUAUUUUCCCCAUUUCCCAGAAGAGAGAAGUGACUUGCUUGGGUCACACAUCUGAAAAUGGCAGAGGCAGGAUUCAACCAGCUCUGUCUAGGGCCUGAGGUGCUCUCACCGCUUCACUGAAUCUCCUUUUGCAUUGGGGCAGGUAACUCAGGUGCCAAAGCACUUUGUAGACCACAUUUUCUGUUAAAAUUCCCUAUGAAUUCUGUUUUUAACAAAUAUGGGCAUUGAGAAUCCCAAAAGAUUGAAGGACUGGGGGUGUUCACAGUUGGCAGUGUGCUUUGAGCAAGGCUGAGCUCUCAUCAGAGCACUUGAUGUGAAUUCCCAUCUUCACAAUGAUAUGGGUGAGAGACAGAGGUGAGUUGAGAUUGGGAACAAUAUGUAGCCAAAGUGAUGUUUCUUCCAAUGAGAUACAGUUUUGGCUAAGGAAAUGGGGUUUUUAAGAAUUUCCCUUUUUCUCAGGGGGUCAGCCCUGCUUCUUGUUAGACUUGGCUGGAUCGUAGGUUGAACCUUAAGAAACCUGGGCUCUCUGGCCAGUGCUCACUCACCCUGGUGUGUUGGCCCCCUGGCCCUUUCCCUCCAGGCACAGCAGAAGCUUUGCACCAAGGCUGAGGCAGAAGGGGGGGUGGAAGGAGCGGUGUGUGUGGCGUGCCGCGGAGGGGGCUUUGAAGGCUAUUGCUUAGUCCAGGUUCACGGUGCACUCUUACUCUAAGCCAUCUCGGCCCAGACC